ACUUCUCAUGGAAGAUUAAUCAAUUUUGUCCCUCCAGGCUGCCCGUAGUUGUUUGUGGUAUACAUAGACUGUACAUGGUGGUAGAUAUUUGGACUUUGCCCGUUAAAAUAACCAUAUAGUUACCACAGACUAACUUACUAAAAAUAUAAUCGGGUUUGAAGUACGGGAAGAUGACAUUUCGCGUAACAGGCUUCUGUCAUUUGACUCCUCAAUGGGUUUACUGAAUGUAAGUCAGCUUGCACUAAGAGCUGGCAGAUGCCUGAGUCCCUUUUCAACACCAGUAUCAUGGCUUUCCACCGAAGCCACCCUGCUGGGGCACAAGAACAUACUGCUCAUGGGUCCACCUGGAGCAGGGAAGACCUCAGUGGGGAGGAUAGUGGCCCACAGACUGGGACUGCCUGUAGUUGACGUUGACGACGAUGUCUUAGAGGUGGCAUGGAAGAUGCCUGUGGCUUCCAAGCUUGCAGCAGUCGGCGGAGAGCGUUUCCUGGAGGAAGAAGGCCAGGCUUUGUGUAACUUCUCUGCCUCUGGGUGUGUCGUCUCCCUUACAGGCUCCAACCCUCUUCACGCUGCAGCGAUGCAGCACGUCAAAGAGUCCGGACUGGUCAUCUACCUGGACGUGGCCAGUGAAGACAUCAUACAGAGACUCGCCAGGAUGAAGGUGAACAGGAUAGUGGGCCAGGAGGCAGGGGUGUCCAUGAUGGACAUUCUGCGUUACAGGAAACAGUUUUAUGAGAAGUGGCUUGAUGUGCGGGUGUUGUGUGGAACAGGGGACACGGUGGAGGAAGUAGCGGAGAAGGUGCUGAAGGCUGUGGAGAGAUAUCAGAACCAUGCUGCAGAAACCUUUGUGUCAACCAGGAGUGACAGCGGGGAAUCGUCCAAUCAGGAAACAUACUUUAGUGAUGUGGUAGUUGAGGGUCUGGCCACAGAUGAAGGCCUCUAUGUUCCCAAAAAUGGCUUCCCAAACAUCGAUGCUCGUGAAUGGCUUAGACUAGUUGACAUGUCAUACCCAGAACGAGUGUUAGUUUUACUUGAAAAGUGCAUACACCCAUUAGAUGUCCCUGCUUUGGAUCUCAGAACGAUGAUAUUCAAGGCAUAUGGGUCUAACUUUUCUAGUGAGGCAGUAGCACCUGUAAAACAUCUCAUCCACAAUCAGUAUGUUCAGGAGCUUUUUCACGGCCCCACCGCCUCAUUUAAAGACCUGGCCUUGCAGCUGAUGCCCCAGCUCUUCGCCUACUGCCUCCCACCGAUGUGCAACUACCUCAUUCUGGUAGCCACCUCUGGAGACACUGGAAGUGCUGUGCUCAGUGGCUUCAGCAGGCUCAGUGGCACUGACAGACACAGGACCGGGGUGCUGGUGUUUUUCCCAGAGGAAGGCGUGAGUGAGAUUCAGAAGCUUCAGAUGACGAGCUACAGGGAGGGCAACGUCAGAGCCGUCAGUGUCCUGUCAGACUUUGACUUCUGUCAGAGAACCAUGAAGAGGAUGUUUGGAGAGUCUGGGCUGACCGGGCACCUCGCUGUAGAGUACGGCACAGUCCUCAGCACCGCCAACUCCAUCAACUGGGCACGGCUGUUGCCACAGGUGGUGUACCAUUCCUCAGCCUAUUUGGAUCUAUGCAGAGACGGUGUUAUCAAGUUCGGGGAGCCCAUUGAUGUUUGCAUCCCUACUGGUAACUUUGGUAAUGCCAUGGCAGCUGUGUACGCCAAGCAAAUGGGCAUCCCGAUAAGAAAAGUAAUCUGUGCGUCCAACCACAACCGCAUCAUCACAGACUUUAUCACCACAGGCGAGUACGAUCUCCGGGGACGGCCUCUGAUGCUCUCCCACUCCCCUGCAAUAGAUAUCCUGAAAUCCUCCAACCUUGAGAGGUUUAUCUACCACGUCUCAGGCGGAGACAGCCGUCUUGUCAAGGAACUGUUCACACGCUUAGACAGACAACAGCGCUUUCAGGUUCCCGAGCCUCUUCUUGGUAGGAUACAGCAGGAAAUGCUGGCUGGCUGGUGCUCAGAAGACGACUGCUUGGCUGCCAUCCAGAGCGUACACACACAGACGGGCUACGUCAUGGACACACACACCGCCGUGGCUAAAGUCGUGGUUGAUAGGCUGCAGGAUGGUUUGUGCCCCGUGGUGCUUUGUUCCACUGCUCACUACGGGAAAUUUGCUCCCGCUGUCUUCAAAGCCUUACAAAUCCAAAAUGUUCCAGAGGAUCCUGUUGAGCAGCUGAAGAAGCUCGGAUCGACUGCAUGCAGACCAGAAAUACACAGAGACAUGAUGAAAUGGCUAAAGGAAAGUGGCAGGAGGGGACACACCGUUUGUCAGGCAGAUUACAGUGUGUUGGUAGAAGAGGUGGAGGGUAUGGUACAGGACUCCUUCUUGAAAGUUAUGUAGAAUUAUUUUAACUUUUGUUGAUGUCCACCUUAACUGAAUGUUAAUUUAAAUCAGAAUGAAUUAUUCACAUAAAGUAUGUUCCUCAUGUGUCCUGAUGUUAUCAUGUACUCAUUCAAACAGAAAGAGAACAAAUGAAAGAAAAAUGAUGAAAAUUGAUUUUUAAGCCUGCAGGAUUGAGAAAAAAAUGAACAGCACAUUCACUCUGAUUGUACUGUAAUAGAGCUCUAAACUGUUUUCUGACUCGAUUUAAAGCCUAUUGAUUAUGCAACAUUUCUUUACAUCAUUAUCCAGAGCCCUGGCCCACUAGAUGGGGGUGUCUACCUCUUGGCCACUGCCGUGUGGAAACACUUGUGCCAGCAUCGCAGUAACAGUAUAUGGGUAUCGCUGUAUGGGGAAUUAAUUACUGGCUAAGUGAGAAGGUCAAAUAGACUAAUGUGUGUAAAAUCAAUAUCUGCAGUCAGGGAGAUAAUCAUCUUCUUAAAGUUAAUUGCAUGCUUAUGAAUUGUACAUAUCUGCAGUAUAUUUCCUUUGGCUUUUUAUUUAUAUAACAAUGUUUUAUUUACGUCAUGUUUUUUCUUAUUACUUAAACUUUACUCUCACAGCGUGGCACUAAAAUACAGCUAAUGAAUUGAUCUCCAUGAGUUUCACAGUCCACUAAUUGCCAGGUGAAGCUCGAGUAGCUGGUAUGCUCCUCCUAAUAGUAUCCACUGACUCAUUAACUACUGUUCUGAAGGUAGAAAGGUUUUUCCCCAUUAAUAAACCUUUUGAACCACA
Messenger RNA from Siniperca chuatsi (mandarin fish), 3160 nucleotides. Its product is annotated as threonine synthase-like 1. The transcript has 3 exons. Gene Ontology annotation, molecular function: pyridoxal phosphate binding. Gene Ontology annotation, biological process: amino acid metabolic process. Lineage: Eukaryota; Metazoa; Chordata; Actinopteri; Centrarchiformes; Sinipercidae. The record is from RefSeq and is a predicted model, not a curated record. The coding region runs from base 212 to 2386 and encodes 724 amino acids. Gene Ontology annotation, cellular component: cytoplasm.